This is a messenger RNA of Topomyia yanbarensis, 1974 nucleotides long. RefSeq lists its product as uncharacterized. The transcript is spliced from 2 exons. Gene Ontology annotation, molecular function: nucleic acid binding. The coding region runs from base 1 to 1974 and encodes 657 amino acids. NCBI's taxonomy places the organism in Eukaryota, Metazoa, Arthropoda, Insecta, Diptera, Culicidae. The record is from RefSeq and is a predicted model, not a curated record. Gene Ontology annotation, biological process: DNA integration.
AUGGCUGAACUGUGGAAGUUCAGAUCCCGCAUGCAGACGGAUGGUGAAACAAUAACCGAAUUCGUCACGGCGUUGCAGAGAGAAGCCAAAUACUGUAAAUUUCAAGACUACCUUCCAAAAGCAUUAAGGAACCAGCUAGUAUUCGGUCUUCGAAAUCAACGGAUCCGCACACGACUCUUUAAAGAGAAGGAUUUAACGUUCGACAAGGCUAAACAGAUUUCGCUAGCAAUGGAAGCGUCCGGCGAAGGAGCUGAGGUACUCAACCGUAGGAUGCACGAAGUAAACCUAAUGGACCGAAAGAAACGCAAGCGUCAACCAGUACAAAAUCCAGCGCAGCUCGGUGAUAACAAAGUAUCCAGUGCGACUGGCCCUGAGUGUUAUAGGUGCGGAAGUUUAGCACACCUGGCUAACGGUCUACCUACAUUGUCAGCACUUCGUAUGCAACAUUAUGCAGUAUAUCUUCAAUCAUUUAACUUUGAAAUUCGGUGUCGUCCUUCAAAGGAGCAUGCUAACGCCGACGGCAUGUCACGUCUUCCACUACCUGAUACAAGUGCAGAAAAACGUGUAGAAGAAAUUGAUGUAGUAGAAGUAAAUCAGAUCCAGAUGUUACCGCUAUCGGUAGAGGAACUGCAGGAACACGUUAGGAAGGAUGCCACAGUACAAAAUUUGAUUCAAGCGUUGAAGUCAGGUCGAUGUGUAGAUGGACGCGAUCGAUUUGGUGUCGACCAGAGUGAAUUUACUUUGCAGCGAGGAUGUUUGAUGCGAGGUAUUCGAGUCUAUAUCCCGGCACAGCUACGUGCUAGGGUAUUAGAGGAGUUACAUUUUGGUCAUUUUGGAGUAUCAAGGAUGAAGUCUCUUGCUAGGUCAUACUGCUGGUGGGAGACGAUCGAUCGGGACAUAACAGAUUUAGCUCGAGAUUGUACAAGCUGCGCCAGAACUAGGAACAAUCCUGCGAAAGCUCCGGUACACUGUUGGGAGCGACCACUAGAACCAUUCCAGCGCGUACACGCGGAUUUUGCUGGUCCUUUCAUGGGAGUAUAUUUUCUCAUAAUCGUAGAUGCUUAUAGUAAAUGGCCUGAGGUGAAAGCCAUUCCAGAUAUGACAACAGAAACAACCAUUGAUCGAAUGCUGGAGUUCUUCGCUACGUUUGGGCUGCCGUCAGUACUGGUUACAGAUCGAGGAACUCAGUUUAUGUCGGAGCUAUUUCAAACAUUUUUGAAGAAGAAUGGGAUCGUUCACAAGACCGGUGCGCCAUACCAUCCAGCCACGAACGGGCAAGCUGAACGAAACGUACAGACAUUCAAGGAUAAGAUAAAGACUCUCCAGUGUUCAAGACCACAGAUUCAGACGGAGUUGUAUAAUAUUCUGAUGGCAUAUAGACGAACAGUUCAUCCAGUAACCGGGAAAAGUCGUUCGAUGCUGGUGUUUGGAAGGCAGAUGAGAUCACGAAUCGAUUUGAUGAUACCUUCUGUAGAAGGUAAUUCGAAUUCUCGGGGUGAGGAAAAGGCGGUGCGAUCAUUUGAGAUUAACGACAGGGUUGUGGCAAGAGACUUUCUUUCGAAAUCGGAGAAGUGGAGAUUUGUUAUUGUUGCCGAGAGAAUGGGCAAAUUACAUUACAUGGUGGAGCUAGAUGACGGACGAAUGUGGAAGCGUCACAUCGAUCAACUACAACCUGGACCUGUAUCUCGUGCGUCACACACAGAUGGACUUCCGAAAAUGGAGACAGUGAUUCGAAAUACCAUAUCUUCAAUCCCCAAUCUGACCCCAAAUGUGAGCUCAUCUACGCUGAAUAAGCAACCUAGUUCACUCGAUCCAGUUGAUUCUCACACACCAAGGAAUACAGCUAGCCCUAAUAGCGAUACACAGAAUGAAAUAGCGUCAGGAACAAAAUCUAACAGAGUAGUAGAAAAUGGUAAUGAGUUUAGAAGACGAUCCAGUAGAAUGAGAAAGCCUCCCGUUAGUCUAGACCUCUGA